CCAAGUGCAACAGUCUGUGCCCCAAACAUGGAGGUAAACUGUUGCCCUCGAGUCAUAUGACUUCACUGAACUGGCUCCGCUGCUGCUUCUUUUAAUACGGCAGUGAAAUUGAAAGGUGAAUAGAAAGCUGAAGUGAAACCGCAGCGUAUUUUCUGCCUGGUUUGUUUAGACUUUCUGGUGUCGCUGCACAGUCAACAGACAGCACGUUUUAUUUUCUGACACACAGAGUGAGCAGGAUAUCCUCCUGGUUUUUUUUGUCUUCUAAAUUUAAUGCAACCAUUGUAAAAAAUCUGUGAUGUCAGAGUGUGAUUCUUCCUGCAAAUCAUAUCGGGAGAACAGCAAGAAUAUCCAUCUGUACGAAGGAUGUGAGGGUUCAGGGGAUGAAAACAGGAGGCUGAAGAGGAGAGAGAGGAACAGAGUUUCAGCAAGAAAGAGUCGGAACAGACAAACGCAGAGAGCUGACCUUCUGCAUCAGACCUGUGAGCUGUUGGAGCAAAAGAACAGAAAGCUGAGGAGCGAGGUGGAUUCUCUCUCUGAAGAGCAGCGCCUGCUGAACAACGCCCUCGUGGCACAUGAACCCCUCUGUCCCAUCAUGCAUUGCUCCUUCGCCUCGUCCACCUCGUCCAGCCUGCAGCCUGACACCAGAGAAAUCCACUCUGUCUGAGGCAAGCAGUUAUGACUCCUACCACGCAGUAUGCAACAAAAUCAUCUGAAGAUACACACCGUGUUAUAAUGCAGUCAACCUCCAGAGGGCGCCCUUCACCAUGCUCAGAGACAAACUGUCUCUUCAACAGACAAGAGGACUGAACACGUACUGAACUCACAGUGAACUUAUAACCAGAGUGAAGAGCGCCCUCUGCUGGUGGAGCCUGUUACUCAGCUAAUCAGGUCCAAAAUGUAAAUACAGUAAUAGAUAUUUUCCACACGGCACCUUCUUUUAUAUUACAAAAAAAACUGGUUUGACUAAAAAUUCUGUUUGAAAUAAAUAUUUAAAUAUUGAGUCUAAAUU
Messenger RNA from Labrus mixtus (cuckoo wrasse), 1009 nucleotides. RefSeq names its product basic leucine zipper transcription factor, ATF-like 3 (gene batf3). Lineage: Eukaryota; Metazoa; Chordata; Actinopteri; Labriformes; Labridae. The coding region runs from base 296 to 664 and encodes 122 amino acids. Gene Ontology annotation, biological process: regulation of transcription by RNA polymerase II. Gene Ontology annotation, cellular component: nucleus. Gene Ontology annotation, molecular function: DNA-binding transcription factor activity, RNA polymerase II-specific; RNA polymerase II cis-regulatory region sequence-specific DNA binding. The transcript is spliced from 4 exons. The record is from RefSeq and is a predicted model, not a curated record.